Messenger RNA from Lepus europaeus (European hare), 4651 nucleotides. RefSeq names its product centromere protein K (gene CENPK). Gene Ontology annotation, biological process: kinetochore assembly; mitotic sister chromatid segregation. The transcript is spliced from 9 exons. The record is from RefSeq and is a predicted model, not a curated record. Lineage: Eukaryota; Metazoa; Chordata; Mammalia; Lagomorpha; Leporidae. The coding region runs from base 133 to 927 and encodes 264 amino acids. Gene Ontology annotation, cellular component: nucleus.
AGAUCCAAUCAGGAAGCAGCGCGCGCACUGAUCCAGGCCCGGGAAGCUGACUACGCGACGCUGAGGCGAUCUGACGGCAGCGGGACCUGCAGGUGUGGCCUUGUAGCGAGAAUUAAGAAAAUCACAAAGCACAUGUCAGUGAAUCAGCAAGAUCUAGAUCCAGAUAGUACAACAGAUGUGGAAGUUGUUACAGAUACUGAAGAAGAACUUAUUAAAGAAUGUGAAGAAAUGUGGAAAGAUAUGGAAGAAUGUCAGAAUAAAUUAUCGCUUAUUGGAGCUGAGACACUCACUGAUUCAAAUGCUCAGCUUUCACUAUUAAUUAUGCAAGUGAAAUGUUUGACUGCUGAACUCAGUCAAUGGCAAAAAGAAACACCUAAAAUAGCUCCCUUAAAUGAUGAUGUUCUGGUAACAUUGGGAAAAGAAGAGUUCCAGAAAUUGCAGCAUGAUCUUGAAAUGGUGCUAUCUACUAUUCAGUCAAAGAAUGAAAAGUUAAAGGAAGACUUACAAAGAGAGCAGCAGUGGUUGGAUGAACAGCAACAGAUAAUGGAAUCUCUUAAUGUACUACACAGUGAAUUGAAAAAUCAGGUUGUGACAUUUUCUGAAUCAAGAAUCUUUACUGAGCUGAAAACUAAAAUGCUUAAUGUAAAAAAGUAUAAGAAGAAACUCUUGAUUACCUUGGGUGAAUUUCUAGAAGACCACUUUCCUCUGCCUGAUGGAAGUGUUAAAAAGAAAAAGGCAGAGUGGAUAGUGAAGGAGAGAGAUAGAGAGAAAGGUCUUCCUUUUUGCCGUUGGUUCACCCUCCAAUGGCCGCUGCGGCCAGCGCAUCGUGCUGAUGCGAAGGCAGGAGCCAGGUGCUUCUCCUGGUCUCCCUUGCAGGUGCAGGGCCCAAGGACUUGGGACAUCCUCCACUGCACUCCCUGGCCAUAGCAGAGAGCUGGCCUGGAAGAGGGGCAACCGGGACAGAAUCCGGCACCCCAACCGGGACUAGAACCCGGUGUGCCGGCGCCGCAAGGCGGAGGAUUAGCCUGUUAAGCCACGGCGCCGGCCUGAUUUCCAUUGUUCUUUAUCCAUUUCAUCCACAAAUCUAUUCAACUAUACUACUGUAGCUUCAAUAAAUAUAUGAUGACUUCUCUCUUGUUUUUGUGCCUUAUACAUCCUAUUUCUUUUAUCCAGAAAACCCUUCCUGUCAAUGAAGGUAGUAAAUUCUUACUUUAAGAUAACUCAAGCAUUUUUUGUGUGAAGCGCUAUAAAUUUAGGGGUCGGGGUCCUUUGUUAGCAUUUGUCAAAUGAUUUUGUAAUUAUCAUUUGUAUCUCCCUCUUUCCUCAGGAUGCACUGUGAGCUACUUGAAGUGUUUAAUUCAUCUUUGUAUCUCUUAUAUCUGUGUAUCUUUUAUAGUAUCCUCUGAGUUCGUUUUUUUCUUUUUAAAGAUUUAUUUAUUUGAAAGGCUGAGUUAGGGAGAGUCAGAGAGAGAAAGAGAGCAAGUGAGUGAGUAAAUGCUUACUACUGCUGAACUAGUCAAGAUUCUGAGCCAGGAGCUGGAAACAACCCAGGUCUCCCAUAUGAGUGGCAGGGACUCACCCAGUUACUUGAGCUGUCACCACUGGCCUCCAGGGUGUACUGGCAGGAAGCUGGAAUAAAGAGCCAGAGCCAGGAAAUGAACCCAGGUAUUGUGAUGUGAGAAAGGAGUCUUAUGCACCAGGCUAAUUGACCACUCAUAUUUAUAUAUAUAUAGUACGCUUGGAAAAGGAGAAAAGGUUCUUUUUUCUUAACAGUGUGUUGUUUUUUCUUCCCUUUUUCUUUAUCUGUAGGCUUUAUGCUUGUUAUAAACUGUCUCUUCCAUUCUGUCCUUUGUUAUUUAUAUUUCUUAUUUAUUUCUGAAGUUAUUUAUAGUCUUCUAUUGGCCAUUUCAUUAAGGUCAUGAUAGCUUGGCAUUUAAUGGUCUUAAUCUUCUAACAACUCAUUGGUUUAUUUUCUGGCUCCAGUCUUCUCUAUUUAUCUCAGCUUUCUUUUUAAGCUUCUCCACUAAUAGAACCAGGGGUUUGAGACAUCCUAAAAAAGAAGUGUUAAUUACCGGAAGCCAUCAUAUGUUCACUAAGUUGUAUUUGCUAACUCACUUUUUAAAAAUUAAAUAUAAGAACUAUUGAUACAUGGUAUAAAAUUAUAAGUGUCUCUGUCUUUCUCUCUUUGGCCAGCAGUAAUACUGGAUAAUACUGUUAGUCUGCAGACUGCCAUAACAAAAUACCACAGACUAGUUGGUUUCAAUAACAGAUACUUUUUUUUUAAAGAUUUAUUUUAUUUAUUUUAAAGAGUUACAGGAGUCACAGAGAGAGGUGUUCCAUCCACUGGUUCACUCCCUAGAUGGCCGCAACUACCGGAGCUGCGCCGAUCUGAAGCCAGGAGCUUCUUCCAGGUUGCCCACGCGGGUGCAAGGGCCCAAAGACUUGGGCCAUCCUCCACUGUGAUCCCAGGCCAUAGCAGAGAGGUAGAUGAGAAUUGGAGCUGCCAGGACUAGAACCGGUGCCCAUAUGGGAUGCCAGCACUUCAGGCCAGGGCGUUAACCCACUGCACCACAAUGCCGGCCCCCAGAUACUUCUUUUGUAACAGUCUGGAUACUAGAAGUCCAGGAUCAAGAUACUCUCUAGAUUGGUGUCUGGUGAGGUCUACAAAGAAGAAAGCUAAAGACUAUCAAAAUUCCUCCAUCAGAUCAUUGACAUUAUUUGAACCAUCUUCCUAAACACAUUGACUAUAAAGGUAUGUCAACAGAUGGAAUGAUGGAUGGAAGAUAUUGUACAUGCUAAUAUAAAUUUAAUAUUAAAUGUAAUUUUUAUUUAAAUUUGAUAGAAAAAGUGAUAUUGAAUUCAGAUAAAUAUUUAUUUUUUACAAAAAAGAUUUUAUUUAUCUGAAAGGCAGGGUGCCAGAGAUAAAGAGAAGAGACAGUGAGAAAGAGAUGUUUUGGGGCUGGCGCUGUCGUGUGGUAGAUAAAGCCGCCGCCUGCAGUGCAUGCAUCUUAUAUGGGCGCCGAUUCAAGUGCUGGCUGCUCCACUUUUGUUCCAGCUCUCUGCUGUGGCCUGGGAAAGCAGUAGAAGAUGGGACCCUGCACCCAUGUGGAAAGACCUAGAUCUUCUAUCUGCUGGUUCACUCUUCAAAUGGCCAUGUUCAGCUGGGGAUGGGCUAAGCCAAAGUCAGGAGCCAGGAAUCCAUCCAGGUUCCCCAUGUGCUCUAGUCCCUGGCAGUUGAGCCAUUCUUUUUUCUGUUUGUUUGAAUGGCAGAGUUACAGAGAGGCAGAGGCAAAGAGAGAGAGAGAGAGGUCUCCCUCUGCUGGUUCACUCCCCAAGUGGCCACGACAGCCGGAUCUGUGCUGAUGCGAUACCAGUAGCCAGGAGCUUCCAAGUCUCCCACGCAGAUGCAGGGGUCCAACGGAUGCAGGGGUCUAACUACUUGGGCCAUCCUCUACUGCUUUCCCAGGCUAUAGCAGAGAGCUGGAUAGGAAGUAGAGUAGCCAGGACUUGAACCGGUGCCCAUAUAAGGUGCUGGCACUGUAGGCAGAGGCUUUAAUGGCAACACCACAGUGCUGGCUCCAUUGGGCUAUUUUUUUCUAGGCAAAUUAGCAAGGAGGUGGAUUGUAAGCAGAGUAGCUGGAACGUGAACCAGAGUUCUGAUAUGAGAUGCUGGCAAUGCAAGCAGCUGCUUUGUGUCACACCAGGGUCACAUAAAUAUUUCUUUGUUUCAAAUGGUUUUAGUUCGGGAGAGAUCCCUCUGAUAUGAAGAAAACAAAUCAUGAAAAACUUAAAAGAUUUUAAAAUUUAACUUCAUCUCUCAGUUUUAUGUAGUAUUGACUUCCUGCUACCCUCUUACAAUUUUGUAUUUUUUGUGUUAGUUUUACAUUAUACCACUUAUGUUAUGUGCUCAGAAAGUAUCAUUCAUGUAUAUGUUUAGCCUUCAUUCUAUACUGUAUUGGAUUGAAUGCUAUUUUAAUUGUUGAAUGAUGAAAGUAUUUUCUUUACCUGUAUACUCAAAAGAUAAAUCUUCAGCACUUUAUUUUUUUUUUUAAGAUUUAUUUAUUUACUUGAAAGGCAGAAUUAGAAAGAGGAGAGAAUGCAGAGAGGGGGAGAGAGAGACAGACAGAGAUAUCUUCCAACUGCUGGUUCACUCUCCAGAUGGCCACAACUGCCAGGAAAGGCUGAUGCCAGGAGCCCAUAAUUCUGUCCAAAUCUCCUGCAGGAAUGGCAGGGGCCCAAGUACUUGGGCUGUCUUCUGCUGCUUUCCUAGAUGCAUUACCAGGGAACUGUAUCAGAAGUGGAAAUCUGAGACUCUUAACUGGCACUCAUAUGGGAUGUCAUCAUCACUAGUAGGUUCUUAACCCACUGUUCCUCAAAACCAGCUCCAAAUUAUUUUUUAAAUCCUCAAGAUUUGGAAGACAUUUCUUCAUGUCUUAAAAUGGAAAGUUCCUGGGAGAAGUCUGAGGCCAGAUUAUAGAUAACUUGCUAUUUUGGACUAUGAAAUGAUGAACCUCAUUUUCAUUGACCUUCAGUUAAUUUAAAAUCAGGUUGUCACAGAAUUGAUUAUUCAGUAUCAGUUUAACAUUGAACAAGGCAUGUUCUUUAUGUGGCCAGAUUUAGUUUACAUUUCAUGCAUGAAAAUUUUCUUUUA